This is a messenger RNA of Symbiodinium pilosum, 1548 nucleotides long. The record is from the annotation of a GenBank genome assembly. Lineage: Eukaryota; Dinophyceae; Suessiales; Symbiodiniaceae.
AUGAACGUUACCGGACCACACACCUAUGCUGUCGACUGCCCUGCGGUUUUCCUGACCCCCAACUGGGCCGCUCACAGUGAAGUUGCGGAUGUUAUCGAUUGCGGUGAUGUUUUCGAUGUCGCGCCCGCGUCAAGGGCCUUCUCGCUUUGUGCUCGCGUGCGACUGCCGCCAGAGGGCACGACCGAGGGUGGAUACAGGAUCCUCUCAAAGGGAGAGCUCCCACAGGGCUGGCGAUUCUCCGCUGGGCCAACGGUCAGCUUUGCCGUUGCUCUUCCUCCCGAGCCAGUGGAGGCAGAAGAAGCAAAGGAGGAUGCGGGCGAAGAAGAGUUUUCGACGCAAGCGCCUUUGCCAUCAGGACAAGCGGUUGGCAGCACUGCUUUGGCUGACGGGGAGUGGCACCACGUUGCGGUAGUUGUGCAAGAGUGCGGUGAAGUCUCUCUUUUCGUGGAUGGAUGCCUGGACAGCGCGCCCGUGGCUCUUCAGGUCAAGGCAGCGCCUGAUCAGCCACUCCUGCUUGGGCCACCUGAGUCAGCAGUCACCGCUGGAGUGGGGGUGAAGGAUGUGCAGGCGUGCGCGUUCGUCCUGACCCCUCAGCAAAUCCACGGGCUGGCAACAGGUAGCAAGGAUCUUGGAACUGGACUUUCCCUCUCUCUGAUGCCAGAGCAGGUCACCGAAUACCGGAGGCUCAAGGCGGAGGACAGCGAGGGCGGCGAGGGCGGGGAGGGCUCGGAAGCUGCGCGGGCACUGCUCACGGCUGCUGGCCUUGGUGAUCAUCUCGGCCGCGCGUUCCAGCAGGAGGUGGUGCUGGAUCUCUUUGAUGAUCUCAUGGCAUGUGCUGAGUCGAUGUGUCUGACGGCACGGAAGACCGCAGUGAUGGUCCGGAUACUGGAGCAGAUUUUGGAGAUGAUGCAUGUGAAGUCAAAGUCUGCCAAGCGCUUGGGAGAGACUUCGUCCAUUUACGAGUGCUUCCAGGAGUUCAAGAGGCUACUUCUUGCCCACUCCUUUGCUGCGACCACAUCUGCGAGGAAGUUGAUCGAUAGAAAUCAGAUUCCAGCUGAUUCCACCUUGGCACUGGGAGUUUUCACUCUUUCAGAGGUUCGACUGCUCACUGAGUUCCUGACAGGGGCCCUUUUUCAGCAGUUCCUCCUGUACCAGUGCGUGCUUGUGUCGCCGCAGGACCAGGUCACCAGCAUGGUGGAAGUGAUUGUUCCUCCGCCAACAGUGCCACCAAACCUGGCAACGGCAAAGAAAAAGCAGAAAGGCGCAAAGGGUGCCAGUGAAAAGGUUGGAAUCAGGGACAGCGGCACGGCAAAGAGGAAUUCGCUUCCGAGGCUCUCCAAGCAAUCUGGGCAGCCCGAGGCCGAAGAGGCCGAGGAGGCCGCCGCGAUCCCGGUGGAGGCAAAGCGAGGUCCAUCCUUGGAUGAGACGUUGGCUCAGCUGCCGCAGGAUCUUUCUGUCGAUGCUCACCAUGAAGAGGCCACAAAGGCUGCCGAGGUGACGGCGGACACAGCAAUCAAGCAGCACGACAAGGAGCUAAGCCCGCAAUGA